CCCGCGAGACGGGGUCGUAGAUGCACACUGCCGUAGAGUCCCACAAUAGGAUGAAAUGGCUAUCCAGUGUUUCAAAUUUUUUCAGCUUCAAUUGACUCAUGAUCUCAACUAUUGAAAUUACUACAAUCUCCACAAAACCUCUUCUGAAACAAAUUAAUCAUCUUUAUGAAAUUACUGACAUUAUAUUAUGGCUAAUAUUAUAUUAUCUGUAUAAGAUAGUUUAAUUACAGAAUCGUACUUUCACUCUAGACAACAUUAUCAGGAUUUACGGUUUAUAUAGAAGCAUUUCACUCAGUUAACAUACUUCUAUCACAGUAUCCAACAAAACUCUAAAUCUUAUUCAUUAUUCGAUUUUUUUUACAUUUUUCUCUUUUCAAAAACAUUCUUAUUUAUUAUUAUUCUUUCUUGAUUUAUUUGUCAAAUGAUAUAGUUCAAAUUUUCAUAAAUCUCCAUGGACAAAUCAAAUGAAUUCAAGUGAAUUACCUCAAUUUUUCCAAUACUUCAGGAUACGUAUAAUGGCACGUUUUAUUUUAGCUAGUUCUGUUUUACAUGAUAAAGAUGUACUUGGUGGACGUAUUAAUCAAUAUGUUGAUGUAACUGAAUUUACAAUACAUCGUUUACGUUUAGAAUAUAUUCAUGAAAAUGUAAUUAAUAAUAAUAAUAAUAAUUUAUUAAAAAAUUCCAAUGAAAAUUAUAUAAUCAAUCUAAAUCAAUCAAUAAUUAAUCAUUAUAAAUUACCAAUACGUUUAAUAAAAAUAGGUGAUCAUUAUAAUCAAAAAUUAUCAAAUCAAUUAUCUUCUACAUUAUUAUUAUCCUCAUCAUUAUCCUCAUCAAUAAAUUCUAAUCAAUUAAUUAAACCAUUACGUGUAUGGAUUAUUGGACAAUCAAUUGGUAAUAUCAUACAUUACAAUAAUAAUAAUAAUAAUAAUAAUCAAUCAUUAUUAUUAAAAAAUGAUGAACAAUUUAAAGAGCCAAGUAUAACUGUUCAUGUUACAGAUGAAACAAGUAUAUGGCCUGUUGGAUUAUCUGCACAAUUAGUAACAGAUUUCUCUAUCUCUGUUAGUCAUUCAUCUGGUAUGGAUGAUACACAUCAAAGAACAAGUUCAACUCUAUCAUCUUCAAAUAAUAAUAAUAAUAAUAUUGAUAAUAAUAACGAUAAUUUAUUCUUAUCAUCAUCAUCAUCAUCAUCAUCUACAGAACGUAUGCCAAUUCUAUCUGGUGUUUAUUCACUUAAAAUUGAAUUAAAAGGUAGUCAAUUAACUCAUAGUGGAUCAAUUAAUUCAGAAUUUAAUCAACCAAAUUUAUAUACACAUAGAAAAAUGUCAAUAUUAUCUAAUAAUAAUAAUAAUAAUGAUAAUUAUAAUUAUAAUAAUCAAACAAAUCAAUUCAAUGCAGUGACAAUCGGUAAUCCUAUUGGAUUUCUUAUUGUAUGGAUACAUUUAUCUGAUGGUUCAUCUAUUUUAUGGAAUCGAAUGACUGAGAUUUAUGAACGACUUUAUGGAAAAGAUAAGAUUCCAAUGAACUUAUCAAUUAAAAAUUGUCGACCUGAUCUAUUCUGGAUUGAAACUAGUUCACCUGGAUUAGUAGAAAGAAAACAACGUUCUGUAAGAGGAGUAUCUCCAACUUCAACUUUUUUCACAUCAGAAUCUCAGAUUUUAUCGAAAUCUCCAUUUAUUCGACAAAAUAAUGAUAGAUUUUUUGGAUUAUCUCGUCGUUCAGUACGUAUGAAACCACAUUUACUUCGAACUGGUGAUCAUUCCAUAUCACGUAAUCAACAAACAUACAGAAAGGUCUUACGUAAUGGAAUUGUAAAGAACAUAACAUUAAUUAAUGCAAGUAAUUAUUGGUCUGGUCCAAUAGUAUGGUUUCUUCACAGAAAAAUCAAAUUUUCUGGUGAUAUAUUAGAAGUUGGGCUAACAUCACCAAGUGGAAAUCUUCUAGUUCCACAUGUUCGUAUUCGUGGUGAAAUAAUAACUCCUAAAAAUAGUUUAGCAAUGAAUGAAUACUUAGAAAGUAACGAUAAUUCUGAAUUUAAUUCAAAAACUAUACAAGAAAGUAAAACCAAUGAAGGCAAUAUACAUGGUUCUAUGGCAUUUAAAGAUGCUCCUGGAUUUCAAAAACUGGAUUAUUAUCAUCCAAUGUAUUCAUCAUCUUUAUCAUCAUCUUCAUCAUCAGCAUUAUCAUCAUCAUCUUCGGAUAAAAUCUCAAAUUCUCAAAACCCUCAGCUAUCUAAUACUGUUUCUAUAAAUUCUGAUGAUAUUAAUGUAGAUGAUAGAUUGUCUAUUUUAUCUGAUGUUGGUGGUGGAAAUACUAAUCAUAUAGAAAAUAAAGAAUUAAUGCAAGAUAGUAAAAAUAAACCAUCCAUUAAUCCCAGGAGUGGUAGUCGUAACAGUAACAGUGGUAACAAUGGUAUUAAUGAAAAUAAUGACAGGGCUAACGAAGCAAAAACUAGUUCAAGACCUGCAUUAGAAAUGAGUAUGUAUAUUUUACUUGGUCUAUUUGCUGUAGUUGGACUUGUAUUUGCUGUCAAUUGUGGAGUUGUUGUUGUACGUUAUCGUUGGGAGAAGAUGAAUAUGGAUAAUACUGACGGUAUCGACAAUGCUACUCAUAAUGGUAGCUAUAGUAUUGCUAGUGGUUGUAUUCGAGGAAAAUGUAAUAAAUCACUAAAUGAUGAUAACAAUCACUCUCAAUCUUUAACACUUACUGACCCAGUAUCCAAUAAUAAUGAGGUGACAGAUCAUAAUCAAUUAAUGUCGGCUAUUUCUACUUCGUCAAAGUAUAGUUGGAAAUAUCAUCCAAAAAGUGAUGCUGAUAAUCAUGACAAACUAUUGCCCACUAAUAUUAAUAACCAUAACAAUAAUAAAGAACGGAAACGCACUAAACGAUCUGCUACAUCAGUGUUUGGCAGUCGUCAAAAACACAAGCCAUUGUUACAUCGCGAUUCAAGUUGGGUAUGGGUCGGUCGUCAACAUGUUAUUAGUGAACAAAAUGAAACUGAUAAACUAGAUGAAAACUCAAAUCCUCAUCGCCAUCACCAUAGUCAGCCACUUGGUUAUAAUUCGGAAUUAACCAAUUUUAGCAUAACAGCGCCAACUUCCACUACUAAUAAUAUUAUUAAUAAUGGUAGUAAUAUUGGUGUACCAAAAAUAGAUGCCAGUUUAUCUCGUUCAAAUAAACGUCCGGUGCAAUUUAAUGGGAUGAAGAAAAAUUCUACAACUGCUGUAUUAUCGGUUGGUGAAGCUGAUUUGUUAUUAUUACAGUCACCAUAUCGUGAAAGUGUAUGGCAAGAUACUUUACGUUCAGACACUAUAGAAUCAGAUUCACGUUUCUUAUAUGUAACAAAUGAUAAUCUUACACAACAAUUUGGAUAUACAGAAGAAAUACAACCUAAUUCAUUUUUAUAUAACCAAUUGUCUAUACCUGACAGUAAUACACCUAAAAAUGAGUGUCAAACACUUGGUCGUCACUUGAAACGUCAUACAACAGCAUUUACGCAGCGCAAUUAUCAGGGUCAAGAAUGUAGUAUCAGAAUAAUUAGUAAUCCAAUGUCAAAUAAGAAGCAACAUUAUCAUGUUCAACAAGAACUAACUCAACAAUUCCUUAAUCCGCAACUUUUCCUAUCAGAUUAUUCUCCAGAAAAUAUGAAAUAUAUCAAUCAACAAAGUAAUAAUAAUAAUAAUAAUACAUUAACAAACUCUGUAAUAGUUAGUGAAUCCUGGUUAAACAACUCAAAUCCAUUGAUGAUGUUAAGUGGAAGCGCUAGUGCGUCAUUACAUCGUAAACAAAUAUCAUCAGUUUAUUUACAUGAUGAUCUGUUGAAUCACAAUGAUAUUACAUUAUCAACUAUGAAUAAAUCGAAAAACAUUACAAAUAUAAAAAAUUCUCCUGUGAUCUCAUCACCAACUAAUCAACAUCAAUCUGUUUGUCAAAUGUUAUCACCUUUAUCUAUGUGUCUAUCACAAGUUUGUAAUGAUAAAUCAAAUAUGACUACCUCUUCCCAACAUCAACAUUAUCAGCAUAAUGUUAAUCAAGAUUGGAUGAUUUCAGGUUAUCGUAGACAACCUUUAUUAAAUACAGAUGAUAUACAUCAUAAAGAUUUAUUAGAGCAUAAUAAUAGUAAUAAUCAAUCUACAAUAGAUAGACAAGAUUGUACAACAAUAGAAAUGUUAAAUGUUUCUUCACCUAUAUGUCCAUUGAAUUCUCCAUGGCAAAUAAGAAAAACAUUAGAGAAAUCAUUAAAACGUAAUCAAUCUGAUUGUUGUUCAAAUAAUCAACAAUGUGAAUUACACAGUCCAUUAAUAGAUCAUAAUAAUAUAAAUGAAGAUCAUUUACAACUUAAUGAAAUGUUAGAAUUAAAUGAAACUAGUUCAUUUAGUCAAAGUCCACCAAAUCCUCCAAUAAGAACUACAAGUCGUGGAGCUAUUACUUAUCAUACACUUGGUCAUUUAACAAGACAUAAUAAUAAUAAUACAAAUAAUCAAUAUCCACGUCCACUUAGUUUGCCUCAAAGUUUCCAUGUAACAAAUGAAUUGUAUUCAGCAUUAUGUCAAACUGAUUCUUCUAAAGAAUGUGUAAAACUUUUAACUGAAAAUGUUCAUAAAAAACAUAAAACUAAACAAAAUAACAUUGAUACUAUUAAUAAUAAUAAUAAUAACACAUCAGAAAUUUGUCAAGAUUGUCUUUUCUCUUCAUCAUAUGAUAUUUUAUCAAAAUAUUUAAAUAAACAACAAAGUCCAAGUGAAGAAAGUUUAUGGUGGUAUCAUCCGGUACAUCAAAAACGACGACGUAAACGUAAACAUCAAUCUAAAAAUCAUGUUGAAGAUAAUAAAUCUAACCAUCAUCAUCAUCAUUAUCAUCAUCACCAUCAUCAUUUCCAACACCAUCAUAAUCAUCAAAGUCAUUGUGAUCAAUCAAUUUCAAAACAUCAUCAACAAUUAGAUAAUUAUAUAAGUAAUAUAUCAGAACAAUCAAGAGAUUUGUCGAUUCCCAUGAUCACGAAAUGUGAUACUACUGAAUUAAAUGAUAAUGAAUUAACAAAUUCUGUACUGUAUUCAGAUAAACGAAUUGAUUCACAACAAAAUCUAUGUGAAUCUAUAGAACAUAAUGAUUUAAAACCAAAUACCGUUGUAAUCAAUGAUCAUGAAAAACCAUUAUCAUCAUCAUCAUCAUCUUCAUCAUCAUCUUCAACAUCAUCAACAGCAAUAAUACCAUUACAACAACAAUAUCAUUCCAUAAAAUCUUAUCCUAAAAAUAUUAAUAAAUAUCAAUUAAUGAAUUCACAAUCAGAUUUAAGUUGGGAACAAGAAUUAUUAUGUUUAUCACAUGAUCGUUUAGUUGCUUAUUUUGCUGAAAUGAAAGAAUCUAAUGCAUAACUAUUACCAUUCUAUCCAUCUAUCAAUAAUAAGAAGAAGUACAAUUAUUUGUGAUAAUUCAAUUAUAUUCAUUAUGAUUUAACUCUAUUUAAAACAUUAUAAUAUUGAGAUAAUGAUUAUAUUAGGUAUAACUUUUAUUUCAUUCAAUAUAUUCCAUUCUAUUCAUUCAAUUAUAUUGAAUUGAUUUCAUUAUGUAAUAUGUAAUUUUAAUUAACUAUAAUAUUUCAUUAUAAUAAUUAAUCAUUUGUAAAUACAUUGAUAUAUAUAUAUAUAUACAAUUAUUUAUUCAUAGGGAUUCAUUACAACUAUAUCAAUUACAAGUUUUUAUUCUUCUUCUUCUUUUUUUUUCUUCUUUUUUUCUUUUUUUCUUCAAAAAAAUUUUCUCUUUUCUUAUUUUCUAUUUAUUUUAUAUAAUUUAUUUAUGAUCAAAUAUUUGAAAGAAAAAAUAGAUAAAAAUAAUUAAAUAAAACAAAUCAAUAUUAACCUAACAACAGCAACAACAACAACAACAACAACAACGUGAACAACAAUAAAGAAGAAAAAAAUAUUUGAACAUCAAAUAUUUAAUUGAUUUUUUUAAUUUUUUUCUUUUUUUGCUAGAGAAAAUUAAAAAAAAACCCAUUUAAAAUAUGAGGAAAAAUAAUUGUUUUUUUUUUCUUUAAAAAAAAGUGUCACUUAUUUGUUUAACAUUUUAUUCAAUAGAAAGUAAUAACAAUAAUAGAAGAAAAAAAAGAAAAUUGUAAUCCUAUGACGUAAUUCUUAUUAUUUAUAUGAAUGAUAUCAUUGAACUAUUGAAAUGAUAUACACUGUACUACUUAUUUUGAUGAUUAAUACUAUUUACAUUUCUAUCUUAUACAUUAUAAUAGGGGAUUACAUAGAAUUUUAUAUUUAUAAUAAUAUAUAAGAUUUUUAAUUCAUUAAUUAGACAUAAUAAGAUAAGAAAUGCUAUGUGAUUUGAUUUGUUUGUUUGUUUGUGUGUGUGUGUGUGUGAAAGAGAGGUUGAAGAUUGAAGGAGUUUUAAACGUUGAUAAACAUUAUUGCCUUUAAAUUAACUUACUAUUCUUAUAGAGAAACAUUUACUAUUCACAAUAAAUGGAAUCUAAUUUCAAUAAUGUUAUAAGUAAGACAAUAAUAGUUUUUAUUUUUAAAAGGGACAAAUUGUUUGAAUUGUAUAUGUUUUCUUUUACUUUUUACAUAUGACUGUUAUAUGAUUGAUAAUUGAGCGCCUUGAUUGAAUCUUUCUUUUUUGUAUUUCUUAAACAAUUACAUAUUGUUAACUGGAGAAUGCUUUUUCUAUUUUAUUUUAUAUUCAUCUAGCUUUGAAUUCCUUUUUGUUGCUCUUCUGUUUUAUCGUUCUUCGUUGUCGUCGUCUUCUCCUUCUUCUUGUUAUUUCAACACCUUAGUAUAUUUAGCAGUUUAUUUUGUAAUUUGAUAUCAUCUAUUAUUAUGUAAUCUAAUUUUAAUGUUUUUUUAUAAUCAUGAAGUGAUAAAUUGAUGACAUUGUGUUAAACAGUCAGAAAAACGGACAGUACAAAAAUCAUAGUUCCUAUCAUCGGAAUUAAUGCAUUUUCUUCUUCUUUUUUGUUGCUGACGCUGUUGUUGUUGUUGUUAUUGUUUUCUAUCCAUUGAUUUUCAUUUUGUUUAGAUAUUAAUUUAUUAAGGGGGUGGUGGUGGUGGUGCGAAUGUUUAUUAUUAAAUAUUUCAUAUUCAUACUACUGAUUUCAAAUUAUAUAAGUAGAUGAUAUACUUUUAAAACAAUAUCUUCAAAAUUUUUAUUUUAAUCAUUGUCUUUUUUUUUAUUUCUACUAUAAAUUGACAAGUUAUUUUACAAAUAAUUUAUGGAGAAAUUAAAAGAAAAAAAAGCAUUUUACAAAACAAAAACAGACAAACAAACAAAGAUAAAACAGAUAAACAAACAGACAAACAGAUAAACAAACAGACAAACA
Molecule: messenger RNA, 7318 nt
Organism: Schistosoma spindalis
Lineage: Eukaryota; Metazoa; Platyhelminthes; Trematoda; Strigeidida; Schistosomatidae
Source: the annotation of a GenBank genome assembly